Molecule: messenger RNA, 2837 nt
Organism: Pipistrellus kuhlii (Kuhl's pipistrelle)
Lineage: Eukaryota; Metazoa; Chordata; Mammalia; Chiroptera; Vespertilionidae
Gene: SEC14L1
Product: SEC14 like lipid binding 1
Exons: 18
Coding region: 285-2444 (719 amino acids)
Biological process (GO): negative regulation of RIG-I signaling pathway
Cellular component (GO): cytoplasm; cytosol
Molecular function (GO): RIG-I binding
Source: RefSeq, a predicted model, not a curated record
UGGAGCCGCGCCGCGCCCCGCCCGCGCCCGCCCACUCCCCGGAACCGGUGGCGGAGCUGCGGCCGCGGCCAGUGGAGCAGCGACGGCGUCGCGGAGCCGCCGGGAUGAGCGCCUCCCGCCGCCCCGCGUCCUGGGCCCGGCCCUUCUGACAGAGACUCCGGGCUCUUGGAGGCUGUUCCACGUCUGCUUUUGAGGGUCCUCUCAGCGCACUCAGCGGAAAACAACACCCUGGAUGAUUACCCUCUGCAGGGCAGGAGUGAGAAGCUUGCAGUGACGGCACAAUCAUGGUGCAGAAAUACCAGUCCCCCGUGCGGGUGUACAAGCACCCCUUCGAGCUCAUUAUGGCGGCCUACGAGAGGAGGUUCCCCACGUGCCCGCUGAUCCCCAUGUUCGUGGACAGUGACACUGUGAACGAGUUCAGGAGCGAGGACGGGGCCAUCCACAUCAUAGAGCGGCGCUGCAAGCUGGACAUAGACGCCCCCCGGCUGCUGAAGAAGAUCGCCGGCGUGGACUACGUGUACUUCGUCCAGAAGAACUCGCUGAACGCCCGGGAGCGCACUCUGCACAUCGAGGCCCACAACGAGACGUUCGCCAACCGCGUCAUCAUCAAGGAGCACUGCUGCUACACCGUUCACCCUGAAAAUGAAGAUUGGACCUGUUUUGAACAGUCUGCGAGUUUAGAUAUUAAGUCUUUCUUUGGUUUUGAAAGUACAGUGGAGAAAAUUGCAAUGAAACAGUAUACCAGCAACAUUAAAAAAGGGAAGGAGAUAAUCGAGUACUACCUUCACCAGCUGGAGGAGGAGGGCAUCACCUUCGUGCCCCGCUGGACCCCGCCGCCCCCGGCGCCCUCGGCGGAGACGGCCGCGUCGUGCCGGAAACGCGCGGCCUCGCUGGCCUCCGCGGCCCCGCAGGCUGCGCAGAAGGACGGGCUGAGCAGCGAGGCCCUCGGCAGCCCGGGCGGGGCCUCCGAGCCCGCCGCGGGCACCCCCGACGACAAGCUGGACGCGGACUACAUCAAGAGGUACCUGGGCGACCUGACUCCGCUGCAGGAGAGCUGCCUGAUCCGGCUGCGCCAGUGGCUGCAGGAGACCCACAAGGGCAAGAUCCCCAAAGAUGAGCACAUUCUCCGGUUCUUACGCGCCCGGGACUUCAACAUUGACAAAGCCAGGGAGAUCAUGUGCCAGUCGCUGACGUGGCGCAAGCAGCACCAGGUGGACUACAUCCUGGACACCUGGAAUCCCCCGCAGGUCCUGCAGGACUACUACGCGGGCGGCUGGCACCACCACGACAAAGACGGGCGGCCCCUGUACGUGCUCCGGCUGGGGCAGAUGGACACCAAAGGCCUGGUGCGGGCGCUCGGCGAGGAGGCGCUGCUCAGAUACGUCCUCUCCAUCAACGAGGAGGGGCUGCGGCGCUGCGAGGAGAACACCAAGGUCUUCGGCCGGCCCAUCAGCUCGUGGACCUGCCUGGUGGACCUGGAGGGGCUGAACAUGCGCCACCUGUGGCGGCCCGGCGUGAAGGCCCUGCUGCGCAUCAUCGAGGUGGUGGAGGCCAACUACCCCGAGACGCUGGGCCGCCUGCUGAUCCUGCGAGCUCCCCGCGUGUUCCCGGUCCUCUGGACGCUGGUCAGCCCGUUCAUCGACGACAACACCAGGAGGAAGUUCCUCAUCUACGCGGGGAACGACUACCAGGGCCCCGGCGGGCUGCUGGACUACAUCGACCGGGAGGUCAUCCCCGACUUCCUGGGCGGGGAGUGCAUGUGUGAGGUGCCGGAGGGCGGGCUGGUCCCCAAGUCCCUGUACCGGACCGCGGAGGAGCUGGAGAACGAAGACCUCAAGCUCUGGACCGAGACCAUCUACCAGUCCGCCAGCGUCUUCAAAGGAGCCCCCCACGAGAUCCUCGUGCAGAUCGUGGAUGCCUCCUCGGUGAUCACGUGGGACUUUGAUGUGUGCAAAGGGGACAUCGUCUUCAACAUCUACCACUCCAAGCGGUCGCCCCAGCCGCCCAAGAAGGACUCCCUGGGGGCGCACAGCAUCACGUCCCCCGGGGGCAACAACGUGCAGCUCAUCGACAGGGCCUGGCAGCUGGGCCGCGACUACAGCAUGGUGGAAUCGCCGCUGAUCUGCAGGGAAGGCGAGAGUGUGCAGGGCUCCCACGUGACCCGCUGGCCGGGCUUCUACAUCCUGCAGUGGAAGUUCCACAGCAUGCCCGCCUGCGCCGCCACCAGCCUGCCCCGCGUGGACGACGUGCUGGCCUCGCUGCAGGUGUCCUCGCACAAGUGCAAGGUCAUGUACUACACCGAGGCCAUCGGCUCCGAGGACUUCAGAGGCUCCAUGACCAGCCUGGAGUCCAGCCACAGCGGCUUCUCCCAGCUGAGCGCCGCCACCACCUCCUCCAGCCAGUCCCACUCCAGCUCCAUGGCUUCCAGAUGGCGACUUUGCUGACAGCUGCCAAGAAAACACUCCAGUCGCCAGUGACAUCAGCCAGGGAUGGUAGCUGUCUGACCCCCCUCCCCCCAGUCUGAGGGUGCGCUAAGUUGGUUGGGGAGCGGCACAGUUCACCAGAGGUGAAGGCGGCUGUGGGGUCGGGCACAGACGCACACGUGCCCGCCCGGCUCUGACGGCCCCGUCUCGCGUGCCCUGCGCUCCCGGCGCUGCUGUCCCCUGCCUUCCCCAGCACUAACCAUUGGUUUCCACUUUCCUCCCUCAAUGCAUUGUCUGCAUCUCACCUUCUGUAAAUGUUUGUAAACCUAUUACCUCACUCUUGGUAAUACAAUACUAUAGUCUUUAAAAGAUUUUUUAUUGUUACCGAUAAUAAAUGUGAGCUGUUUGAAGAAA